This is a messenger RNA of Phytophthora infestans T30-4, 2955 nucleotides long. RefSeq lists its product as uncharacterized. NCBI's taxonomy places the organism in Eukaryota, Oomycota, Peronosporomycetes, Peronosporales, Peronosporaceae. The record is from RefSeq and is a predicted model, not a curated record. The transcript has 5 exons. The coding region runs from base 1 to 2955 and encodes 984 amino acids.
AUGUCUCGUCGCUACAUGACGCCGCCAGCGACGUUCUCGUACAAUUCUUCAUGGGAGAGUUUCAACAAGCUUUUUACUUCUGUGGCGGACCUCCAGACUCAGAAGAACCAUGCGAGGCACUUGGCACUCACCAAAAACAUCCUCUACGAGAACGAGGCCGGGUGGAAGGUAGCGGAAUUGCCGCUUGUCAGUGAUCUGCUUCAAUUGCUUCGUGACAAAGUCGUGGACGGGGUGCCGCAAUUCGCUGAGCAGCUUGUGCUCGCCAUCACGAGAUGCGGCAGGCCGUUCAUUCGACAGAAAUCGAAUGAGGAGAUCUCGAAUCCAGGUCUUUUUUAUAAUUUGUUACCAACUCUUGGGGAACUUUUGUCGUUUGAGGACAUUGAGGUGCAAGUUGCAGCAGCAGAGGCACUCAGGAUGUUUGCAACCGGGUCGUGUUUGGCUCGUCCUGGGUCAAAAUCGAGGAACAGCAAAACUGACUCGAAGGUGGACGAUUUGAGACUCACACCUCGCAUUUUCAGUCAGAACGUACUAGAAGAGACCGGGACGGUUGAUGCCAUUGUUGCCGUUAUGCACGAUCUGUUCCCUGACGAUGAACGUGAAGAAGAAGAGGAAUCGCAAUCACAAGAUUCUGAACUAAUUGACCAAGAUCCUGACGUCAAUGAAGACCAAAUGAGUACCGAUGUGCAGAUCUCUAGCAAUCAACCGAGCGAAGAAUUGCUCAGCAAUGGGGAAGUGGACGUAGAUGACAUUCCUUUGGAGGAUAACGGGGAAGUAGAAGUGGCAUUGGACGAGAGUAUCGUAGAAGGAGAAGAAACAGCAACGAAGAAUGAAGACAAUGCCGCACGACCGCUAAAGCCACAAUCUGCACCGCCCAUUAGCCACAAAGGCUCUUCUUUUCUCGAGACUAGAGGGGAGGCAGAAGAUAUUACUCGAAUGAAUGAGCCAUCAACAUCUCGCACUGCGAAACCAGCAUCAGCUCCCAGCACACUCCAGCGAGGCACUAACAGCAACAGGGCGGUAAAGACAGAGGUUAUCCGUGGGGAAGGUGAUACCUCAGAGCUGUCGGUUACCAAGGGAACUGGACGAUUGCAGCAAGAUAAAUCCUCCGCAACAGCUUCAGCCAUCACGGCUAGUAACCAGUACUACGGGACAACCAGUGACGAGGACUUUGAGUUUAAACAAAUGCUCUGGUUUCUUCUUGCUCAAAUCUCCUGCGACCACCAAGCGAAUUUAAGUGAGCUAGUUCAAUUCAGAUUCGUGGAAAUCUGGCUGUCGUAUGCAACUGCGAACAACAACCAACAAGAUUUGAGGGUGUCUUCCCAGUCUUCUUCUCACAAAUACUCAGCACCACAACUUCAGUUGUUACAAUGGACGGCACUCAGUGUACUUAACCACGUAUCUCCGUUCGUAGUUGAGCAUUUCUUCGAGAUUGGUGGACAUGCCAAGCUUCUCGAUUUUCUUCAAGUUAACAUGGGUACUGAGGACGUGUUGGCGUCUGCAUGGCUGUUACUGCUGCAAGUAUCGCCCUCCCUCCCGUUCCUCCAAGCUGAAAUGGGUAAACUUGGAGUUAUCGAGACUGCGUUGGACAUUUUUGAGACUCCUCCGUCGCGUCAUACGUUCGUAAUACGUCGGAACGCCAUCCUCACGUGUGCGAGUUUGUGUCGCAACGAUGGAGCAAAUCGCGAGCGUUUCCGGCGUGCCAAUGGCAUCUACGCACUCGUCCAGUAUCUUGAGUUUCAUCCAGUUCUUGAGGAGAAUAUCCUCAUUGGAAUUCUAGACGCAGUACGUUCCUGUAUUGUCGGCGAUGUCGAGAGCGAGACAGCGUUUAUAAACGACGACGGAGUGCCCAAGUUGCUCUCGAUCAUAGCAGCCGCUCCUAAGGCACUGAAGCAUCAGGCUUUGGCAGCACUUGCUGAGAUUUCUGUCCACCCAGCAGCGAUCCCGUCUUACCAAACGUGGCGCUGUGAUCAAGUCGGCGAGAACUACAAUACAAGCGCGAAUGAACUGCUACUUCACAUCUACGCAGAGGAAGAAGCGGCCGAAAAGAAAACAGAUCAGGUUAUGAAGGACAAUGACUUAGUAGCUUCACAGUCCACGACCAGCUUGGCCUCAUCCAAUGUCCGUCACUGCGCCUUCCAGUCGAUCGCACACUGCAGAAGUUCCUUAUAUAUCCCACCAGAGACCAACAUUUCACGUGAAGACUUGUUGCCACCAAGUAGACCCGAGUCUCCAGCUUUUGCACGACUGAAAGACGCUCUCAAAGCAGCACAGGGAUUCUCUCAAGACAAGCAGACGUCUCGCUCCGUUUUGAACUUGGAAAGACACCACAUCCACCCUGAAGUGAACCUGAAGUCUAAAAUCUACGCCGUCCUGGCCAAUGUGUCUUUCGAUUGCGAGACUGAGAGCCUCUCUCCGCAAGAUCAGGUGAUGCUGGAGGUCGCCAAGGAGUAUCCGACGUUCAAACUGGGAGAAAUGUGGCAAAAUGUGGAGCGUACACUUUAUGCUGAAGGUGUGCGUCCAAUUUAUGCAGAUGCUCUGUGUAUCCGAAAGAACAUCGAGCACGCGUACGACAUCUCCGUGUGCACUAAACUGGCCCAGCAGGAAGUGUUCGCACGCUCUCGUCGGACGAAUACCGAGCGUGAGGACGAGUUUUUCAUGCAAAUUUUGUGUCAGAAACACCAGGAAGCUCAAGCCGAACGCUUCCACCGUGCUAAUCGCCGACAGAACUCCACAAUGCAGCUCCAUUUGGACGCUAAAAGGACUCGGUUAGAGCUCAUGCGUCGACAGGACCCAGCUGCGUUUGCAGCGUAUGAGAGUGAGGAGCGCUGUCGGAUCCGUGACCCUGCCCCUGAGUACGUGGACGAACAAGAGGGACUGCGAACACUGCAGCAACAUGAAGCAGAGCUGCGUGGUCGCCUCAGCACUAUCAAGAAGCCUCGGAAGCACACCAUUUAG